GUUUUAGUGGCGAAGGCCUAAAUAGUAGGGAUUAUUGCUUGACUCUCCCUCUCUUAGCCUAUUUUUCAGCAUCAGCCUCUCUGGAUUUCAUUUCAUUCUCCGUUGUUGUGCUGACCAUCAAACAUGAGCACAGCAGGUGUUCAUCGAGGAUUCCUCAGAAAAUAUGGGGGCUUCAUGUUUAAACACUGGAAAGAGAAAUACCUUGUGCUCACUAUGGAGGGAAGCCUGUUGGUUUGCCGGGAUGCACUGUCCCCCCCUGACCAGGUGGUGGCGCUACACAGCUGUGAGUCGAUCGCUGAGGGAAGAGAAAUCCUUGACCUGCCCAAGUUACCCCCAGGUGGCAGGAGGGAUUGCUGCUUUGCCCUCAUUCUGCCACAGAACAAGUUCCUGCUGCUUCUGUCUGACAGCCCUGAUGACUGCAAUCUUUGGCUGAAGCUGAUCAGGAAGGUGAGAGAGGGUGUGAUGUCUCCCCUGCUCCUCCAGAGACAACAAAGCCUCGCUCCCUGCAUCACAGACAGAGAGCCGCUGCCCGACUCCUCCAGUGAUAAAGACCCCGGCUCACCCAGGGUUGGUGGGAUAACACCACCUCUGUCCCGGGUCACUGAGAGGGGAGGCUCCCUCAGAGACAGACACCAAGGAGUUGGACUGAGGCAGCCUCAGCGGAGUGUGUCUGUGGCCCCUCCUCACCGUGUGUCUGAUUGCCUUCGUCAUGGUAACAGCAGUGAUGCCCGGGCAGUGAGGGCAGUAUGUUUGCUGAUGGGUGGGGCAGCGGCCUCCUCCGCUUUGGGCUACCUCAGUUCCUGCUCCCCCACUACGCCCCUGGCCACCGGAGCCCCAGAGAUUGCUGAAGGCUCAGGAACCUUCUCAGAUCUUCCCACAGGAGGCUCCUUCCACGCCUGCAGCCAGGAUGUGGACUCCCCGAAUUUUAACAGCUUCGACUUUGAAGGAGACUCCGACUUUGAUGCAUUUGACUGCGGAGGAUUUGCAUUUUAAUUGUGAGCAACUAUAAAAAACACUGUUUAUAGAA
Messenger RNA from Cyprinodon variegatus (sheepshead minnow), 1027 nucleotides. RefSeq lists its product as uncharacterized. The coding region runs from base 124 to 993 and encodes 289 amino acids. Gene Ontology annotation, biological process: regulation of cell differentiation. NCBI's taxonomy places the organism in Eukaryota, Metazoa, Chordata, Actinopteri, Cyprinodontiformes, Cyprinodontidae. Gene Ontology annotation, cellular component: membrane. The record is from RefSeq and is a predicted model, not a curated record. The transcript has 5 exons.